AUGUUAACCAUCGAACCGGCGUUGGCCGGUUUCGCUGGUUUGAAAGAGGGCAACCACGUGCAAGCACCCGGUGCAGGUGACGAGUUCUUCCGGAUGACUAACGAGUUUGAUGGGCAGCAAAACCAGGAACGUUACAGUGCGUUUACGGCGACGAGCGAUCGCCGGAGUGUGGUGGAAUGCGGUGGAGUGUACAAGCGGCUACAGAGUGAAAUCCGUUCGCCAGGAUACCCCGAGGGAUACCAGGGAAACCUGUACUGCGAGUACACCUUCAAGUCUCCGUUUGUCUGUAGCAGUCAGUAUCACUUUCAGUUCAUAGAGUUUGCACUCGAACCGUCGCGGAAUUGCAGUAAGGAUCGACUUACGAUCGGUGAUGAGGAGAUCCUGUGUGGUACGGUUGUCGGAUCGAAGUUGUAUGAUGCACCCGGUGGCGUACUCCGAAUGAAGUUCGUCACGGAUGGGUGGGGUACGGGGCGGGGAUUCCACAUUCUUGUCACGAGGCAACCGUGCAGUGACGAUAAUGAGGCGGCGGAGUCAUCGACGGCGUAUACGCUGUUCACUACGAUCCAGGUCGCCGAUGACGCAGAAUCUAGUUCGGAGGAGCUCGUACCGACUACCGAAAUCCCGGUGGUGUUUACUUCCGGGGACGGAAAGGUUGUCAGUAGUCGGCAGGAUAUACCUCCGGAGUUUAAUCCUGGAGGCAAUGGAUAUUUGCCACCACCGACAAAUGUAUCCCCAACGUACCCCACGCCAACGUAUCCGACGUACCCAUCGUUCCCUUGCCCAGCCCCGUGCUAUCCACCGUGGGGUUGUACUGCGUCAAACUAUCCAACCAUUCCUACGACACCUCCUAGAGCUCCAUGUGAUCCUCGGUAUCAAUCCUGUCAACCACUGUACCCCAGCUAUCCAACAUACCCCCAGCAGCCGUCGGUGCCUUCUCCAAUCUGCCCGUCGAGUCCAUGUGGUCCUGGACAGAGCGGAACUCCAGCGUAUCCGCAAUAUCCUCAGUACCCUCAGUAUCCAUCAGCGUACUAUCCGGGCUAUCCGACGACAUCGGGCACGGAAGGGACCACGUCACUCGGUGGUGCCCCACCCGGCUAUGAACCGGUCAAGUCGGAAGAUCGUAGGCCGGAGUUUCCCGAACCCACAACGGAACGCGUCGAACCGGAGAGUCAGGUCGCGCUCGUUCCCGGCGUUCCUCUGCCUCGAGCAUGCUGCCGCAACUUGUUCACCCAGCGACGGUUCUACCUGUCCAGUGCAAACUUUCCCUCCCAGACUACCGUCCCCCAGGAUUGCGUCGUUCAGGUGCAGCGCUUUUCACCCCAAACGUGUCGGCUGGUGAUUGGGUUUAAGUUCUUCUUCCUGGGGAACAAUCAGAUCCCGGGCUGCCCGGACGGAUUCGUCGAGAUUGACGGGCAGCGCAUUUGCGGUUGCCGGACGGGACAGAUCUACCGGACCGCCGACUUUGGCCCUUACCCUACGAAAACGAUCCGCAUUCAAUCCCGACCGGGCCGGUUCCCGAUGGUGCAGGGUUUUGUGUUGGACGUUACGCAGGAGGACUGCGUGCCGCGUGGUCCCUUGAAGCGCAGCGAUACGGAGCGUCUGGUGGUGCCACGAUCGGUCAAUCCCGCAACCAGGUUCACCUACGAGAUGGGCCGCGUGGAAGGAAAACUGCUUCCGGUGAGGUCGGUGCAGACCACAAACAGUACCACCCAGACCGUCACCCACCAGAUGUACUAUUACAAUCUUGACGAAGCCCAACCGGUCGUUCGGCCUCAGGAGAGUCAAAUCCAGUACCACUACCGUCCGCCUGGAGAAUCGGAGAAGUUCGUCCAACCGCUCUAUCCGCCGGGGGCAGCUUCAGGACCUAACCAUUGUCUGUUUACCGCCGGUGAUUGGCUUCGAUUAAAGCUGGACUGGCUGUGGCUCUUCAAGCCGGUCUGUUUGGCGUAA
Anopheles coustani is the source of this 1950-nucleotide messenger RNA. RefSeq lists its product as uncharacterized. Bases 1 to 1950 code for a protein of 649 amino acids. Gene Ontology annotation, molecular function: serine-type endopeptidase activity. The transcript has a single exon. NCBI's taxonomy places the organism in Eukaryota, Metazoa, Arthropoda, Insecta, Diptera, Culicidae. The record is from RefSeq and is a predicted model, not a curated record.